This is a messenger RNA of Rhopalosiphum maidis (corn leaf aphid), 634 nucleotides long. RefSeq lists its product as uncharacterized. The transcript is spliced from 3 exons. The record is from RefSeq and is a predicted model, not a curated record. The coding region runs from base 221 to 634 and encodes 137 amino acids. Lineage: Eukaryota; Metazoa; Arthropoda; Insecta; Hemiptera; Aphididae.
GAGUAUAGGCUUUGUUAGUCACACUUUGACCAAAUGCCGUCUUCCGUCAGUAACGAUCGGACGGAAACGCGCUAAUAGCCCUGGCUAUGGCCACGGACUGUUAUAUAACAUCAGAGACCAGACCCGUUUUGGAAGACUCUACCAGCCUAAUUUCGGAUUGGGCAGCAGGAGACCGUUGCUCCAAGAACAUUUGCCAGCGCCGAACACUUAUUAUCCGAAUAUGGACUUAGUUCGACCCAAAGCGUCCAAAGCAUCGUUUAAAAGUCGCACGUUGCAAUUUGGUCGUAUUGACGAUUGUUACCCGAGUCCGAACACAUACACGUUGCCAUUGUCGGAUGUAUAUCGGCGGUCGAAAAAAUCGGCAUACGUCAAGAAGACUGCACCGCGAUUUAAAGUGGUUUCUGAGGCUGUACCGGCACCGAAUACCUAUUCGUUACCAUCGACCGGCAAUUAUAAGUACGGACAGACGAUACACUCGACCAUACAACAAAGACGUCCUGAGGACAUUGAAUGUCUUGCGCCGGCUCCCAACAGGUACUACCUACCCAAAAAUAAUGGUCCAGCCAAGACAUUUGGUCGAAAAGACUGUCACAAGCGAGCCGUUUACCUGACCAUCGAUGAUCUUUGGCAAUGA